AUGGCUUACGUAUUGACCGAAACCGCUGCAGGAUAUGCCCUUUUAAAGGCAGCCGACAAGAAAAUCCACAAGUCCUCUAGCUUGCUCGAAGACUUGAACUCGGCCCAGAAGGUCGCCGACCAGUUCAAGAUCCACAGAUUCGAGAAGUUUCAAUCUGCUGCCAACGCCUUGGAGGAGGCCAACGCCGUCAUCGAAGGUAGAGUUUCCGACAACUUGAAGAAAUUGUUGGAGGAUGUUAAGCUUGAGAAGAAGGCUACUUUGAUUGUCUCUGAAGCCAAGUUGGGUAAUGCCAUCAACAAGUUGGGAUUGAACUACUCUGUUGUGUCGGACGCUGCAUCUUUGGACUUGCACAGAUCCAUCCGUGAGUUCUUGCCUGAGCUCUUGCCUGGCUUGGACGACUCUGUUUUGAAGCAGAUGUCGCUUGGUUUGGCUCACUCCAUUGGUAGACACAAGUUGAAGUUCAGUGCCGACAAGGUCGACACUAUGAUCGUCCAGGCCAUUGCCCUCUUGGACGACUUGGACAAGGAGUUGAACACAUACGCCAUGAGAUGUAAGGAGUGGUACGGCUGGCACUUCCCUGAGUUGGCCAAGCUUAUAACUGACUCUGUUGCUUACGCUAGAAUCAUCUUGACCAUGGGUGUCAGAUCUAACGCUGCCACCACCGACUUGUCUGAGAUUCUCCCUGAAGAGAUUGAGGAGCAGGUUAAGGGUGCUGCUGAGGUUUCCAUGGGUACCGAGAUCACCGAGACUGACUUGGACAACAUUAAGUCGCUUGCAGAGCAGAUUGUUGACUUCGCAGCAUACAGAGAGCAAUUGUCAAACUACUUGUCUUCGCGUAUGAAGGCUAUUGCUCCAAACUUGACCUCGCUUGUGGGUGAGUUGGUUGGUGCUAGAUUGAUUGCACAUGCCGGUUCCUUGACCUCUUUGGCCAAGGCUCCUGCCUCUACCAUCCAGAUUUUGGGUGCCGAAAAGGCCUUGUUCAGAGCCUUGAAGACCAAGCACGAUACACCAAAGUACGGUUUGUUGUACCAUGCUUCUUUGGUUGGUCAAGCCUCUGGUAAGAACAAGGGUAAGAUCGCCAGAGUGUUGGCUGCUAAGGCUGCUGUGGCAUUGAGAUACGACUCCUUGGCCGAGGAGAGAGACGACAGUGGAGACUUUGGUUUGGAGGUCAGAGCCAAGGUCGAGUCCAGAUUGAGUGCUUUGGAGGGUAGAGAUUUGAGAACCACUUCUAAGGUCAUCAGAGACAACAAGAAGAUUGAUAUCUCUGAGGCCAGAGCUUAUAACGCCGAUGCUGAUGCCACCACUCCACUUGAGACUGCUCCAGCUGAGGAUUCUGACGAUGAGUCUGAUGAGGAAGAGGAGGUGAGCAAGAAGAGAAAGAGAGAUGACGAUGAUGAAGAGACUUCUAAGAAGCUGAAGAAGGAGAAGAAGGAAAAGAAGGACAAGAAGGACAAGAAAGAGAAGAAGGAGAAGAAGGAGAAGAAGGAGAAGAAGGAGAAGAAGGAAAAGAAGGAGAAGAAGGAGAAGAAGGAAAAGAAGGAAAAGAAGGAAAAGAAGUAG
This is a messenger RNA of Sungouiella intermedia, 1560 nucleotides long. Lineage: Eukaryota; Fungi; Ascomycota; Pichiomycetes; Serinales; Metschnikowiaceae. The record is from the annotation of a GenBank genome assembly.